Molecule: messenger RNA, 983 nt
Organism: Spodoptera frugiperda (fall armyworm)
Lineage: Eukaryota; Metazoa; Arthropoda; Insecta; Lepidoptera; Noctuidae
Exons: 5
Coding region: 233-793 (186 amino acids)
Source: RefSeq, a predicted model, not a curated record
UCUCAUUUUGGAAAUUGCUUUACGAAGGUGACAUUGUUUUCCCGUCAUUUUUGUUGUUAUAUGUUAUUUUUAUUUUGUGUUACCAUCAAAAUCUUCAGUGCUAUGUGAUCUAAUUGAUAUAUUCAAUAUUCCGUUCAAUCUAAUAGGUACAUAUGUCUACAAAUAGUUUUAUGAUACCAAGCCUAUUCAACAGUAAUUCUCUCUUACUGUACAAUAUUGAAGUAAUCCGCAAAUGGUCCAUAGAGCUGUGAUGACCGACAAAACUUGCGACCACGCACGUAUUCUAGUGCAGGACCCUAAGACCCACAUGUGGUCGGGGCCGUUGGCUGGCGAUGACAACACGCUGGCGGAGGCAUGGAGGCGGAAGUGCGGUUGUAUACGCACCAGUGACAAGCUCAAAAAUAUCCUGGGAUCAUUUCCAAGUCCACCGCCACCAACUCCUUUGGCCAAACAUUCGUUCGAUAAAACAUGUACUUACGGCGGCGGACGCGACAAAUUCAUGCCGUUAGAAAGUUGUUGUUGGCCACAAGAAAAAAAGACGAGCAAGUCGUGGCAGGUGAUAGGAGAGUUGGUGCAGUUGGUGCAGCUGUCAGUGACUGCGACUGCGCUGGCUCUGUACUACCUCAUCUACUGCUACAUGCAGCUGGUGUACUACACGCUUAGAAGCGCCCUGUACUUCCACAAUGCUGACGGACCAAUGAAAAUUACAAUUGGAGUAGUAACAUUAACGUCAUUAAUAAUCGGAUUCAACUUGAUGCUGCGGAUGGAGAGGAUACUCGGAAUACUUUACUAAACUAUUGUAUAUAGCAAUUAUUUCUACAUAUUGUACAGCUUACACAGACUUAAAUAAACACGGAAAAGUAACAAAACCGAACAAAGUGAGUUAGUUGCAAAAUGUAACAAAUAAAGUCAAAUGAAUUCAAUAACCGACCGAAAAUUAAAGUGUUUUGUUUCUUUUACAAAAAUAAAAAUGUCGCUACUUA